Molecule: messenger RNA, 4198 nt
Organism: Physella acuta
Lineage: Eukaryota; Metazoa; Mollusca; Gastropoda; Physidae
Product: E3 ubiquitin-protein ligase Su(dx)
Biological process (GO): proteasome-mediated ubiquitin-dependent protein catabolic process; protein ubiquitination
Cellular component (GO): cytoplasm
Molecular function (GO): ubiquitin protein ligase activity; protein binding
Source: RefSeq, a predicted model, not a curated record
GACCCACUGUGUUACGUCACUCAGGUCACAUGAUCAGAAAUGGUGGACGUCUGUAGAAUUUUUGACUAGUUUGUUGACAAAUUACAAGUAUCAACAUACAGGUUACAGACUUAUUACAGACAUAAUUAAUAUACUCUUAGUAGAAGUCUAUUGUUAGAUAUUUCUGUAUUGGACCUCGUGAUCAGCUGUAGUGUUUUCAAAGGUCCUAGUGAUGUUGUAUUGUUAGCACGCAGCAGAUCAGAGAGCCAUGGGCGAAGCAUCAGGAGCAUCUGCGCCCUCACCCCCAACAUCUCAGUACUCACAAAUUACAAUCAAAGUGUCGUCUGCCAAGCUGAACACGGCUGGAGGAUUGUUCUCAUCCAAACCUGACCCAUACCUUGAGCUCAGCAUUGAUGGAGGAUCUGCCAGGAAAACUGAUGUGUGCCGCAAGACCACCACACCCAAGUGGGAUGACCAGUUCACUGUAUUGGUGACCCCAUAUUCCAAAAUUGAGUUGAAGGUUCUGAGCUCCAACAGUAUAAGAACAGACACAGUCCUGGGCCGGGCUCUUGUUGAUCUACACACUCUCCUGGAGAAGGAAAAUGGAAAAUUGAAAGAUUUCACCAAGACUGUUGACCUGAAAGCUGAAGGAAAAAACAAGGUUGGAGAGCUGACCUUCACCUUGGAUGGUAUGGACGUCAACAUGAGACUGUUCCCUAAAGAACAAAGAAAUGGUCCAAGAUCGCUGAGUAUCCCCAAUGGUUCAGCAGCAGCGGCCUCAGCCCCCUCCAGGACCCCCACAGGGAGGUCAGAGGGUACCAGACGACCAGCUCCACGCCCACCUGGUGCACCAAACUCACACGGGCGCACCCCACCCCCUGUACCCCCUCCACCAAGUAGCGCAAGCCCAGCUGCUACUCCUACCUCAGGGGGUCCAGUGACAACAACAGGCAACCCAGAACCCAGCCCCACAGCACCCCCCACCACAACGCCCCCAGCUGCUCCAGCAACUGUGUCCAAUGAGCCAUUGCCUGCAGGGUGGGAGAUGAGGACUGACCAGCAUGGGCGGCCAUAUUAUGUUGACCACAACACUAGAUCUACCACUUGGGAGAGACCACAGCCCCUGCCUAGAGGAUGGGAGAGGCGUACAGAUGCACGUGGUCGUGUGUACUACGUGGAUCACAACACUCGCACCACCACGUGGCAGCGUCCCAACACAGAGUCACUGAACAACUACGCCAACUGGCAGGAGUGGCGGGGCAACCGCACGUUAGAGCAGUUUGGUCAGAGGUUCCUCUACCCACAGCAGGCUGCACCCACACAAGAGAAUGAUCCUUUAGGUCCACUACCUGAUGGAUGGGAGAAGAGAGUAGAUGCCAACAACAGAGUUUACUUUGUCAAUCACAGAAACAGGACGACUCAGUGGGAGGACCCCAGGACUCAAGGGAUUAUGCAAGAAGACCCCCUCCCUGAGGGCUGGGAGAUGCGCUACACAGCCGAGGGGGUCAGAUACUUUGUGGACCACAAUACAAGGACAACAACAUUCCAGGACCCUAGAGGCGGACCACAGAAAGGCCCAAAAGGGGCGUACGGUGUGCCCAUCCAGUAUGAGAGGAGCUUUAGAUGGAAACUUGGUCAGUUCCGCUACCUGUGUCACUCCAAUUCUUUACCUGGCCAUGUCAAGAUUACAGUCUCCAGAGAUAACCUAUUUGAAGAUUCGUUUGCCCAGAUCAUGAGACUCCAGCCAUUUGAUUUGAGGAGAAGACUGUACAUUAUCUUUAAAGGGGAAGAAGGUCUGGACUAUGGUGGGCUAGCUAGAGAGUGGUUUUUCCAUGUGUCCCAUGAUGUCUUGAACCCAAUGUACUGCCUGUUUGAGUAUGCCAGCAACAGCAACUACAGCCUGCAGAUCAACCCAGCAUCCAGCAUCAACCCUGACCAUUUACAGUACUUCAAGUUCAUUGGCAGGUUCAUUGCUAUGGCCCUGUACCACGGCAAGUUUAUAGACAGUGGGUUUACCCUGCCUUUCUAUAAGCGCAUGUUGAGUAAAAAGCUGACCAUCAAGGAUUUGGAGACGAUAGAUUCUGAGUUUUAUCAAUCACUUUUGUGGGUCAAAGAGAACAACAUAGAAGACUGUGGGCUGGAACUUUUCUUCUGUGCUGACUUUGAAAUCCUUGGUAAAGUGGAGCAGCAUGACCUUAAGCCUGGAGGUAGCGAGGUCAAGGUCACAGAGGAGAACAAAGAAGAAUAUCUCAAUCUUAUGACCAACUGGCGCUUCACGCGUGGGGUGGAGGAGCAGACCAAGGCAUUCCUGGAAGGCUUCAAUGAGGUUGUUCCUCUUCAAUGGCUGCAGUACUUCGAUGAGAGGGAGCUUGAGCUGAUGCUGUGUGGCAUGCAGGAGAUAGACGUGGAUGACUGGGAGAGAACAACCAUCUACAGACACUACCAGCGCAGCAGUAAACAGGUGGUCUGGUUCUGGAAGAUGGUGAGAGAGAUAGACAAUGAGAAAAGGACCAGGCUACUGCAGUUUGUCACUGGCACCUGCCGUUUGCCUGUGGGUGGAUUUGCUGAGCUCAUGGGUAGCAAUGGCCCCCAGAGAUUUUGUAUUGAGAAAGUUGGCAAGGAGACCUGGCUGCCCAGGUCCCACACCUGCUUCAACCGUCUAGAUCUGCCACCCUACCGCAGCUACGAGCAACUGGUGGAGAAGCUUAACUACGCCAUAGAGGAGACAGAAGGCUUUGGACAGGAGUAACAAGGACACACUAUAGGAUACAAGGACACAUCCAUAGGAUACCAGGGCACAUCCAUAGGAUACCAGGACACAUCCAUAGGAUACCAGGACACAUCCAUAGGAUACCAGGGCACAUCCAUAGGAUACCAGGACACAUCCAUAGGAUACCAGGACACAUCCAUAGGAUACUCUGGCCAGGAAACAACCAUAGUAUACCAGGACACAUCCAUAGGAUACCAGGGCACUUCACCAGGACACUCGAGCUAGCAUUGUGAAAAGAUUUUUGCCAGACUCAAGUUGUACACAGAAAAGUUCUGUUUGUCAAGUUGACCAGUUUAUACAGGUACAACUUGGCACUGGCUGAUAAACUUGGUGUGUUACCUACUAGAUGAGUCUAACUGUGGCUGCAAGUGUCCUGUGACCACAAGUGUCCUCUGAUUGCAGGUGUCCUGUGACCCCAGGUGUCCUCUGAUUGCAGGUGUCCUGUGACCCCAGGUGUCCUCUGACCCCAGCUGUCCUGUGACCCCAGCUGUCCUGUGACCCCAGGUGUCCUGUGACCCCAGGUGUCCUGUGUUACCAUCCAGCCCCUACUAUUGUGAUAACUUUCUUUUAGAAUGAUUGUAAAAAGUUUUUUAAUGAAUGACUUUUUUUUUUUUUUUUCAUUUUUCUGGACUUUUAAAAAGAAGAUGCCUGGUUGGGGAUUGUUUUUAAUGUUGUGUAAAUAAUUUCCUACUGAUGUUUGCUUGCUUGUAUGUUUGUAGCUAAACUUGUACAAAGAUGUGAUGAUACCAUGUACUUAUCUUGUUCUGUAAAGAUCAAAAGUUAAUUGCCGGGGGGUGGGGCAGGGUGUUGAUAAGACAAUCUUUACAAAAAUAAGUUGUCAAUGUGACUAUGUAAUGAUCUACUUGAAAUAGAUGAAAUGUUGUGACAUGCCAGUCUGAUGUGACAAAAACCAAAACAUUGGCUACCCUAGUUUGACAUCAGAAAAUAGCAGCAGUAUGUCCUCUUGCAUUCCAUCACCUAUCUAACAUAUGCAUGACAUUUGUCUGACAUAGGGUGACAUUUGUCUGACAUAGGGUGACAUUUGUCUUACGUAGUGUGACAUUUGUCUGACAUGUGACAUUUGUCUGACAUAGAGUGACAUUUGUCUCACAUAGUGUGACAAUUGUCUGACAUAGAGUGACAUUUGUCUGACAUAGAGUGACAUUUAUCUGACAUAGUAUGUUAUUUGUCUGACAUAGUGUGACAUUUGUCUGACAGUGUGGGACAUAUGUCUGACAAAACAUUCUUGAACUGAGGACUGAUAAAUUAUCUGAGUGACUUGAGUGACAAAACAAUUUAUUGACUUAAUGUCAAGUCAUGACUGUCGUUAAAAAAAACAUGCUAUAUAAUUAGGCAUAAUUAAUGGCUUGGAAGCUAAUGAUGUUAAUUGAAGGCAAUAUUUCUUGUUUACUGUAUCUGGAGCCAGUGAUUAAACAGAAGACUAUCUAA